This is a messenger RNA of Priapulus caudatus, 1451 nucleotides long. Its product is annotated as voltage-dependent calcium channel subunit alpha-2/delta-1-like. Bases 308 to 1057 code for a protein of 249 amino acids. NCBI's taxonomy places the organism in Eukaryota, Metazoa, Priapulida, Priapulimorpha, Priapulimorphida, Priapulidae. The record is from RefSeq and is a predicted model, not a curated record. Gene Ontology annotation, molecular function: voltage-gated calcium channel activity. Gene Ontology annotation, cellular component: voltage-gated calcium channel complex. The transcript is spliced from 17 exons.
UCCGACAUUGAAUUUGUGAAUGCCAAGGACAUUGAGGAGAACGAUCCGACCUUGCAGUGGAGCGAUCGCUUCAAGGACAAUGUCAGUCUCGAUUACUCGUCCGUUCACAUACCUCUUGAGAUAUGGGAAGAAGACCCAGAGAUUCUAAACGGAUUGAACUGGUCACGAGGCAUGGACGAAAUGUUUCGGCAUAACAUAGAGCACGACCAUUCGAUCAUGUGGCAGUAUUUUGGCAGUCAGAAAGAACCGGUUUCAUGCGCACAUCCUCCCAGCGAGCAAGUGGUACAUACCGGACGACGAACCCGAUAUGUUUGAUGUGCGUCGUCGACCGUGGUACAUACAGGGUUCCUCGUCCCCAAAGAACGUUCUACUGCUCAUUGACACGUCGGGCAGCACGUCGGGUCAGACGAUCGGUCUCAUGAAGGUGACGGUGAACUCGAUCCUUGACACGCUGGUGGAGGAUGACUUUGUGCUCGCUAUGGAGUUCAACGCGUACACGCGCUUCGUCGGCUGCCCGUUCGACGGUGAGGAUGAGUUCACACACGAGCAGUUUGAGGAAGCCGGCUGCUGCUUCAACACAUUCAAGCAGGCGGACGACAGAAAUAAGAAGGCGAUUUCGGCAGCCGUCAGCGUGCUCAAGUCCCAGAACCAGGCCAACUAUCAGAUCGGAUUCAAGGCUGCCUUCGAGCAGUUCAUAAAGUUUCGUCAGACGGAGGCGAGCAUGUCACAGGGCUCCGACUGCAACGAGGUUAUCAUGCUGCUCACCGACGGAGGCAUGGAGUACCCCGAGGCAAUCUUCAAGGAAUACAACCCGAAGAAGACGGUGCGGAUUUUCACGUUUGCCAUCGGUCCGGCGGCGACACCUAUUGCUGCUCCCCGGCGCAUCGCGUGCACGAAUAGAGGUUACUUCACUAAGAUUCCAUCUAUGGGAGCGAUACGCAGCAAAGUGCAGAACAUGGGCAUGAUAACGACGGUGACGCUGCCAGUGUACAACGUGUCGUACGCAUCGGAUAAUUCAGACGAUUCCUCGGGUGAUGGGACUCGACGUGAGCACUGAACGAGAUGAUUGGCUGCCUCCCUCAUCGCAAGCUCGGGCCUAACGGCUACGGAUUUGCCAUCAACCCGAAUGGAUUCGUACUGUUUCACCCGAACAUGAAGGGACAGGUUGGAUACCUCACGGACCCACCCAGCCUCGACUUUCUGAGGUGAGAUUGAAAACGAGCACAAGGUGGUGCUGCGAAAGACAUGAUCGACAAGGGCACGUCGACAAAGGUCAUCGACACUAUCGUAGUGUCAACCGACCAGAAGCAUCCGCAGCGUCGCACCCACACCUACUGCUACACAAAACCAUUAGAGGAAUCGCUGACUUCAGUCUGGCGCUGGUGGUUCCCGAGGAGAACCAGUUUGAGCUGCUCAUAAAGGGAUACGAGGAGGAAAAAGGCAUCCUGUAC